This is a messenger RNA of Funneliformis mosseae, 1044 nucleotides long. The record is from the annotation of a GenBank genome assembly. Lineage: Eukaryota; Fungi; Glomeromycota; Glomeromycetes; Glomerales; Glomeraceae.
AUGCGUCGGUUAAAUAUCAAUAACAACUAUAGCAUUAAUAGGGAAAGCAUUGUGGAUUUACCAGAUAUUCAUCAUUCUCUCAUAGUCAUACCAGAAUCACUCUAUGACAACUCUGAAUUAACUUCAACUGAUUCCGCAACUUCUUAUUAUAAUAAUAAAUCAACACCUAAUUCUUCCAUACAUGAUAUUGCUGAAGAAAAAAAUGAUGAAGUAGUAGAGGAGGAAAAGGUUGAAAUAAGUGAACAAAAUUUAGAUGAACCUAAAGAAAGAGAGAUAAAUAUUGAUAAAGAAAAAUCAAAAAAUUUCACAGAUAUUGAUCUAUCCGAAACUAAUCCUGAAAAAACGAAUUCUUCCACCUUGGAGAGGCCAUCAAUUACAAAUGAUACAUCUUCAAUUCCGGUUAUAACGCCCCGUUCAAAUGUCGAAGAUGUCGAAAAAUCUAUUAAAAGGAAGGAUGAACAAGAAAAGCAAGAAUUUUUAGAAUAUUUAAUUGAAAAGAUUUGGGAAUUAAAUUUGUUACAACAAUUCAUCCCUUCAGCUCAAGUUAAAGAUGACGAAUAUUUUACUUUACUAAACGAACAACAAGUUAUUAAUAAAUUUACCGAAAUGAUUGAAAAUGACUUUAUUACUUUUGAAUUUUGUAAGGAUGAUCAUGAAUGUUUAGAAAUUUCGACUUCAAUCUUGUCAAAAUGGAAAUCCUCUAUAAAUCCAAAUUCAUCAAUUUCUUUUCCAGGUACAUGUUUAAUGUGUCAUCGUCACAUGCCUUUGACAUUUCAUCAUUUAGUUCCAAAAAUGAUGCAUAAACGUGUUAUUAAAAAAAAGUUGUAUACAAAAGAUCAAUGUAAUGCGAGAGGUAUAUAUAUUUGUAGACCUUGUCAUUCUGCUUGCCAUAAAAUGAUUUCUCAUGAACAAAUGGCUUAUGAGUAUAACACUUUAGACAAACUAUUAGAGCAUGAAGAAGUAUCUAAAUUUGUUAAUUGGGCUUCCAAGCAAAGAAGUUAUGCCAAAGAUCAUGUUAUUCAGAAACUAAGAUAUUCAAAGUAG